AUGGAAGGGGUGAGUGACACUGAACCACUUGCUCUAGAAGCAGCACCGACCUCCAGGCGCAGGAGAAAGAGAUCACUAGUUUGGGAGCAUUUCACCAUCGAGACUGUAUCUGAUGGAUGCACAAAGGCACUGUGCAAACAGUGCAACCAGAGCUUUGCCUACAGCACUGGUAAGAAGAUAGCUGGAACCAGCCACCUGAAGCGCCACAUCACUGUUGGUUCUUGCUCAAAACUCCGGCAAGAAAAAAGGCAACUUGCUUUAACGUCAGGUUCAAAAACUGAUGGUAACAGCACUGAUCCGCCCAAAAGACGCUACAGGUGGCGCACCAGCUUGAACUUUGACCAGGAUCGUAGCUGUAUGGAUCUUGCAAAGAUGAUCAUCAUGCAAGAGUACCCACUCCACAUGGUUGAACACACUGCAUUCAAAACCUUUAUUCAGGGCCUCCAGCCUCAGUUUAAGAUGCCCAAUCAUGAAGCCAUUGAGAAGGAGAUCUUGGGGAUUUACAAUAAGGAGAAACAGAGCCUCACCCAGCUCUUUGGCACGAUCCCUGGGCGAGUCUGCCUCAGCAUUGGGUUGUGGACAACCAGUCAGACCUUAGGGUAUGUGAGUGUGACCGGGCACUUCAUUGACAAUGAUUGGAAGUUGCAUAGUCGUGUGCUCAACUUCAGCAUGGUUUCCUCACCUCAUUCGGAAAAUGCUCUUAGUGAUGUCAUUGGGCUCUGUCUCUCGGACUGGAACAUCAAGAGCAAACUGUUCACUAUUACCUUGGACAACAAUUGCUCUUCACAUGACAUCUACAGUGCUAACUUGAGGGACCACCUGUCAAACAAGAACACAUUGACCCUGAAAGGUCAGCUCUUUGUUGUUCGUUGCUAUGCCCACUUGUUAAACGUUGCUGCCCAGGAUGUGAUCGCAUCGAUCCAUGGGAUCAUCUACAACAUUCGGGAGAGCCUUAAGUAUGUAAAGGCUUCUCUGGUUCGUGAGGAGAGGUUUGCAGAGAUUGUUCAGCAGCUGGAGAUACCAUGCACAAGGCCCCUGUCCUUGGACGUCCAGUCUCACUGGGACACAACCUACCUUAUGCUGGCCGGUGCCCUGGAAUUCAGGCAUGCAUUCGCCUAUUUGGAGACUUGUGAUCCCCAUUACAAUGAAGCUCCCUCCCCAGAUGACUGGAAGAAGGUGGACACUGUCUGCACAUACCUUAAACUUCUCUAUGACUCUGCAAAUGUGAUCAUGGGGGCGGCAGAUCCGACAGCGAAUAUGUAUUUCCAUGAAGCAUGGAAGAUCCAUUUGGAGCUCGCCAAUGCAGCGGUUGGUGAGGACGGCACGGUCUGCAGCGUUGCUAAGGAGAUGCACGAGAAGUUUGACAAGUACUGGAAAGAUUGCAGCCUCGUUCUGGCCAUCGCUGUGGUUAUGGAUCCUCGCUUUAAGAUGAAAUUCGUGGAGUUUGCCUUCUCCAAGCUCUACGGUGAAGAUGCUGGCAGGUACAUCAAGGUGGUGGAUGAUGGCAUACAUGCCCUGUUUGAUGAAUACAUCACCCACCCGAUUUCAUUGGUGCCAGUUUAUGAAGACCACCAGAGGGACCUAGACAAUGGUGUUGCCACCCCAGUGGGAAGUCCUGCUGACAUGGCCAUGACUGAUGAUCCAAUGGACACCCAACCAGCCCCGGGUGAUGCUCUAACGAACGGCAAUGGACAGGCUGCUGAGGACACCAACACUGCUGCUGCUGCUGCUGCUCCUGAUGAUGCUGCUCCUGUCGCUUCUUCUGAUGAAGCUGCUCCUGUUGCUUCCGCUUCUGAUGAUGCUGAGGUUGCUGUUGAUGCUGCUGCUGAGGAUUCUGCUGCUGCUGCUGCUGCCAUUGACGAUGCUGCUGCUGCGAUGGAUGAUGCUGCUGCUGCUGCUGCUGCUGCUGUUGCCAUGGAUGAUGCUGCUGCCGCUAUGGAUGCCACUCCUGCCACCGUUGAGGAUGCUGUCAUCGAUGAAGGUGUCACCAUUGAUAAUGCCAUUGUGGACGCCAGUGCAGGCACUGCUGACAGUGGCGAGCAGCAGGAGCACGCCCUGCCUACCGGUGACAGGCUGGUGGAUUUCGACAUCUACAUCUCUGAAAUCUCUGUGACGCAGCAAACCAAGUCUGAGCUGGAGCAGUACCUGGAGGAAGCCCUGAUGCCCCGCAUACAAGGAUUUGAUAUCCUGAACUGGUGGAGGCUGAACAGCCUCAAGUACCCUGUGCUCUCGAGGAUGGCCCAGGACGUGUUGGCCAUCCCCAUGCUGACGAUGCCGACGAGCUCCAUUUUCAACACCGGAAGUGGGAGCAGGCUGCUGGACGAGUACCGGAGUUCCUUGCUGCCUGAGACAGUGGAGGCCCUUUUCUGUUCCAGGGACUGGCUCCAGUACGCGCCCAUGUCUGAGGCACCCUCUACAGCUGUUGUGAAGUUAGAAUUAUAG
Messenger RNA from Spirodela intermedia, 2442 nucleotides. Lineage: Eukaryota; Viridiplantae; Streptophyta; Magnoliopsida; Alismatales; Araceae. The record is from the annotation of a GenBank genome assembly.